Molecule: messenger RNA, 1546 nt
Organism: Nicotiana tabacum (common tobacco)
Lineage: Eukaryota; Viridiplantae; Streptophyta; Magnoliopsida; Solanales; Solanaceae
Product: basic leucine zipper 23
Biological process (GO): DNA-templated transcription; regulation of transcription by RNA polymerase II
Molecular function (GO): RNA polymerase II cis-regulatory region sequence-specific DNA binding; DNA-binding transcription factor activity, RNA polymerase II-specific
Source: RefSeq, a predicted model, not a curated record
UUUUCCAUAGAGUGGAAGAGGAGGACCCUGCUGCAUUUGUUGGACUAGUAUUGGCCCCUCUCUCCUUCGACCAUUCUUUUUCCGCCAUUAAAAGAUUUGCCCAUAUAUCUCUAGAAUCACCUUUUCUAGGGUUCCCCUUUUCCUACACAACUCGCAUAUUCUUUAGUUUUCGCUCUUCUUUUUAAUCCCUCUCUUCAUCAACUCAGACUCCAGUCGCUGCAUCAUUGUUAACCUCGGGUUUGUCCCUCCUCCUGACAUCACGACUAGUUGUUGAGACUUCUGAGUUUGGAGGUGCAAUAUGAUCUGGAUAGGGGUCUCUUAGUUCCGAACCAUGAAGCUCUAGGUGGACUAUUUUAUUUAAAAUAAAAAAAUUGUGGCUUAUUUAAUUCUUUUGGGAUUUCUGUGAUGGAUGACGGUGAGCUGGAAUUUUCUAAUCAAGAAAUGUUGUCAAGUUCAAAUUUUGGUGAAUUUCCAGACAGUGGUUCAAUGGACAGUUUCUUCAAUGAAAUUCUCAAGGAUACACAUGCUUGCACUCAUACGCACACCUGCAAUCCACCUGGCCCUGAUAACACCCACACACAUACAUGUUAUCAUGUUCAUACCAAAAUUGUCCCUCCCCUGAGUGAGGAUAAGACAGCCAGUGAUGAUACUGCUGAAUCCGCAGAGGGAAAAAGAAAGAAACGGCCUUUGGGUAAUAGAGAAGCGGUUCGUAAGUACCGUGAGAAGAAGAAGGCUCGAGCUGCCUCAUUAGAAGAUGAAGUUGUCAGAUUAAGGGCUAUAAAUCAGCAACUCAUGAAAAGGCUGCAGGGUCAGGCUGUGUUGGAAUCUGAGAUUGCAAGGCUCAAGUGCUUGCUUGUGGAUAUCCGUGGAAGGAUUGAAGGUGAAAUUGGAUCUUUUCCAUACCAGAAGCCUAUGAAGAGUGGGGAUGUUUAUCAGAACCUUGUUAAUCCUAAUCUCCCUGGAGCAUAUGUGAUGAACCCUUGCAACUUGCAAUGUGAUGAUCGGGUUUACUGCCUCCACCCUGGAUCAGAAGGUAAAAGCUUGGAUGACACAGCAUUAGAUGGACAAGGCUUCGAUAACUGUGAAUUUGAGACUCUCCAAUGUUUGGGUAAUCAGACCUCUGAACUGAAGGAGGGUUCUGGCUGUGCAUUGGGUAAUGGGGCUCCUACUGGAAACCCUUCUGGUGGGAGUAAAAGAAAAGGGACUCGAGCUGCAAUAGCAAGUUGAUGAACUGCUUAGACAGAGGCAUCUUCGUUUUUUGCGAAUAAGUACAUUGUGUUAUGUUACUUCUCCCCUUUUUGGGGUUUCUUUCCAGCAUCUUAUCUUCAUCAUGUUCAACUUUAUAAAGAUUUUCUUUUUCUGGCUCCUCAGCGGGCAGUCUAGUAGGUGUGUAAAUUUCAGUCAUCUAUCUUGAGUGUGGGGUAAAGCAGGACAAUUGAAUGCAUGUAGCUAGAGGAACCCGUAAGGAGGAGACAAUAUAUUGGUCUUCUGUAAAGAUCUUUACGCUUUGUUUCUCAGUCUAGUAUUGUUCUAUUAUUUUGGCGUG